CAUAAUCAACAUAUGUAAGUUCUUUUUCAAAUUAGUUUCUUUCAAAAUAACACAUUAGAGUUUAAGAAUCAUAAAAAAAAAAAAAUGAAAAGGAACAAUGAUCAAAAGGGUUCCGGUGGCUUCUUCAAUGACGACGAGUCAUCAGAAAUAAUAGUACUCCAUGAUACUGGAGGAGGUCGUUCGCCGCGGCCUGUAUCCAAGAAGAAAGCAGCCGCCGCAGCUGCCACCGCUGUCCUGAUCGUUUUUCUCUUCUGCUCUUUCCUUUUCAUUAUCUUACUAGUUGGAGGCUGGAUCGAUGUUUCUUUUUUGCCAGGCAUUUCCUCCUAUAAAGCGAUCAUAACACUAACAGACAAAAAACCAGCAGCCAAAAUCCCUGAUGAAUUUCCACUUAUUUGUCCUAAUGGAAAUGCAACAAAUAAAGCUACUUGUCCAAGAAACUACCCUACUCGGUCAUCGUUAAAUCCUAGCCGUCCGGCGAGUAACACUACGUCGACGUGCCCGUCAUACUUCCGUUGGAUUCUCGAAGAUCUGAGCCACUGGAAGGAGAGUGGUAUCACAAAGGAGAUGGUGGAGAGAGCUCGGCGGACGGCGCAUUUUCGGCUGGUGAUCGUGGACGGGAAGGCCUACGUACAGAAGUAUAGGAAGUCAAUACAGACUAGGGACAUGUUUACUAUAUGGGGUAUUUUGCAGCUGAUGAGGCUGUACCCUGGUCGGUUGCCUGAUUUGGAACUCAUGUUUGACUGUGAUGAUCGGCCCAUGGUUAGAAUGAAGGACUUCCGGCGACCCAACCCCCGACCGCCGCUGCUUUUCAGAUACUGUUCCGAUCGGUUGAGCAUGGACAUUGUUUUUCCUGAUUGGUCUUUCUGGGGCUGGGUUGAAUGCAAUAUAAAACCAUGGAAAAAUGUGUUGGCGGACAUAAAAGAAGGUAACAAAAGAACAAAGUGGAAGGACAGGGUACCCUAUGCAUAUUGGAGAGGGAACCCGUAUGUGGCUCCUACAAGAAGGGACCUUCUCAAAUGCAAUGUUUCCGAAAAAAAUGAUUGGAAUACCCGCCUCUAUAUUCAGAGUUGGGAUGAAGAGAAAAAACAAGGGUACAAGAAAUCCGGUUUAGAAGACCAGUGUACCCACAAAUACAAAAUAUAUACAGAAGGAUGGGCAUGGUCGGUUAGUGAAAAAUACAUAUUAGCUUGCGACUCAAUGACCUUAUACAUCAAGUCUCGUUACCACGAUUUCUACAUAAGAGGCAUGCAACCAUUGCAGCACUACUGGCCUAUCAGAGAAAACAGCAAGUGCACCUCUCUCAAGUUCGCUGUAGAUUGGGGCAACAAUCACACUCACCGGGCAGAAGCGAUGGGGGAGGAAGCAAGCAAGUUUAUACAAGAGGACUUGAAGAUGGAGUAUGUGUAUGACUACAUGUUCCAUCUGUUAAACGAAUACGCAAAGCUUUUCAAGUACAAACCAACCAUACCUGCCGGAGCCCAGGAGCUAUGCGCCGAAACCAUGGCGUGCCCGGCCACUGGGACAUGGAGAAAUUUCAUGGUGGAUUCGAUGGUGAAGUCUCCUAGCUCCUCCAUUCCCUGUACUUUGCCUCCACACGAUCCUCAGGCUAUUCCUCAGUUGCAUCACAAAAGGGAUAGUUCUAUUAGGCAAGUGGAGAUGUGGGAAACUGAAUACUGGCAGAAGCAGGAAAAGCCCAAAUAAAUGGGCGAAUUGGGCCUGGCCUGGCAUUGAUGACCGCUUGGGUUAGCAUUUUAUGUUGGCCCAAAGGCUUAAGGGGUUUGUUUACGGGGAUUUUUCGUCCUAUUAAUGUCCAAAAAUAUAGAAAUUGUACUU
Messenger RNA from Humulus lupulus (European hop), 1833 nucleotides. RefSeq lists its product as uncharacterized. Lineage: Eukaryota; Viridiplantae; Streptophyta; Magnoliopsida; Rosales; Cannabaceae. Bases 85 to 1701 code for a protein of 538 amino acids. The transcript is spliced from 6 exons. The record is from RefSeq and is a predicted model, not a curated record.